AUGAAGCUGUUUGUCCUCGCUGUGGCACUGCCACUGUUGUUCAGAGAAGGAGCAGCGGUCACAAUACAAGAUGUGCCGCUCUGUGCUCAAAACUGUUUGGCCAACAGUACAAAGGCGCAAUCGACGUGCCAGGUCAUCGACAUUGCCUGCUUGUGUUCUAACACAGCAUACGUGAGCACGUUGUCAUGCUGUCUAGCGACGUCGUGUAAUCCAGAGGAGCAGUCAAUCGCGAUCCAGUUCAACCAAGAAGAAUGCUCAAAGGUCGGCAAGCAAGCUCCUGCGUUCGUGGGAUGCUCCCCGCUUAAUCUGACGGCCCUUCCAAGUGGAAGUGGCUCGACGCCGACCACCCUUCAAACCCAAACCUCAGCUUCGAAUUCAUUAGUGUCAACAAUUACGGGCGACGUCGUCACAGAGCCUCCAUCAUUCAGCGGCGCCACUGGCACUGCCACAUUUGGAGGAGCGCCGUUGCUGACAGGCACUUGUUCAAAUCCAUACUUUGCUGUUGUCACGAAUAGCGCCGGAAGCUCAUGGGAUGGCUAUCAGGUGUACUAUACCGGCAUCGGCGCGCAGACGCCUUGCUGGAGUCCUUUGAUGAGCUCGACCUACGUCCCAGCCUCAACUCCAACUGAUACCGCCAAAUUGACACUCAUUACGCAGACCGUCUUCGCGCAGAAAUUCGAGCUUACCUCGGCCGAUGCGGGCGGGGGCCUGACGGGAGGGGCUCUCAUUGGAACGAUUGUUGGGCCCAUCGCAGCAGUGAUCCUCAUAACCAACAUUGUUGCCAUUUGCAUGUGGCGCAAGCGCAAAGAAAGGAGAAGAGAGGCCGAGUUGAAUAGAGCGACGACGUUCCCACCAAAUGAGCCUGCAAUCCACCCUUCCAAGCCGCCUCAGACGCCUCAUGAGUUGGCCGGCCCAGAUUUGAUAAGGUCUCCCCGAUCACCGCAAAUGAGCCAGACGAAUGGCUACUUUCCGAAUCUCGGCUCAUCGCCGCCAGCUUACGACUCGAAUCGGAACGUAGGAGCUAUGGGAGCUACAAAGCUUCAAAUACCGCAAGAUCCUCAGGAGCUGGAGGGAAGUACGUUCAUACAUCAGCACCAUCCGGCAUUCGGCAGUGAAGGAGCUAGUGCUACGCCAACCACGGCUGCCUCGCCGUCGUCAGAGCGGCCAAAAACACCAAAGACGCCAAAGACGCCCGUUCGGUCACCCCAGGGCAGUGAUCGAAAUUCACCACUGAUCACACCGUCGUCUGGCAUUGGGAAUGUGUCGUCUGUAGCCAUCUCUCCACCGAAUUCACCUCGACAGAUACCCGGGAGGAUGGGGUAA
Messenger RNA from Cyphellophora attinorum, 1323 nucleotides. RefSeq lists its product as uncharacterized. Lineage: Eukaryota; Fungi; Ascomycota; Eurotiomycetes; Chaetothyriales; Cyphellophoraceae. The record is from RefSeq and is a predicted model, not a curated record. Bases 1 to 1323 code for a protein of 440 amino acids. The transcript is spliced from 4 exons.